Molecule: messenger RNA, 2425 nt
Organism: Sorghum bicolor (sorghum)
Lineage: Eukaryota; Viridiplantae; Streptophyta; Magnoliopsida; Poales; Poaceae
Product: epsin-3
Exons: 2
Coding region: 1198-2193 (331 amino acids)
Biological process (GO): endocytosis
Cellular component (GO): plasma membrane; clathrin vesicle coat; endosome
Molecular function (GO): clathrin binding; phospholipid binding
Source: RefSeq, a predicted model, not a curated record
AGCUGAAGUGGCACUAACUCGUCAGCUGUCUUACAUGGCAUCACAUCAGCCAAUGCAAAUCGGAUUUUCAUGAUAGUUUAGGAUCAAUUGGCUUAAUCAAAAAAUGUAGAAUUACGUUAAAAUAAUUAUCCAUAUAAUUUUGGAAUAAAUGUGCAUUUAAAAAUUAUAAAAGCUGGUUUAAUUUUAGGGGAAAAAAUCAUAGAAAAUCUGUUGACUCAGUUAAAAUAUGAAACCAGUUUCAUAUUUUCCUAAAAUCACGCUAGACGCCAUAAUAUAGAGCAUGGUUUUAGAAAAUGUAUAUGAAACCAUAAUAUAGAGCAUAGUUUUAGAAAAUGUACAUAAAGCUUGGUAUCUUGAGCCUAUCCAAACUGUCUUCCUGCUCGAUCAUGUGGUAAUAUAAAGGUGUGUGUGCAAACUAUGACCCUGACGAUGAAUGAGAAAGUGGUCGCUUCCAUGUGGACGUUGCCAACCAAGUUGAAGACGUCGGUUUGGAAGUCUGAGAACUCGCAUUUCGGUUGCCGCUGAUGGUCCAGUGAGUCUGCACACGUUUAUUGUCCAGAUAGUGUUUGUUUCGUUGAAAUUUGGCUUAUGCUAAUGCUUAUCUUGAAAUUCUGUGAAAGAAAAAUAUUGUUCGUUCGCUGAAAGUACUGCCGAAGAUAGUGUUACUAUAAGUUAAACAACAUCUACAUGUUAAUGUGAAAUUGGAAUUAGAAUUAUAUUUUUUUUUAUUUUUGAAUUCCUGUACAUGUCUUGAUGAUUAAGACAGACAUUGUCGUUGAGGAAACACUGUUUGCAAUUUGGUUGCAUGAUGAUUCACACUGACGUCUAUUUGUAAAAGGAUUUUUUUAAAAAAGAAAAAAGAAAAAUGGAUUUGUAACAGACCCGGUCCGGCUGCGGCGGCGAGAAGGACGCGCGAUUCGGUCGGUGGUUGGCUUGGCCUAGUGGCUGUGCAAGCAUAGUCGCGCAUGCAUGCCCGGCCGGCCGGCCGGCCUCGACCGUCCAUCCGUCCCACGACUGCGCCUUUGUCUCUCCGGCCAUCUCAUCUCCAUUCUCCACCACCACCACUAGUUUUGCAGCAUGCGUUUGGGUUUGGGAUUGAUAGGUAGAUUCAUUCACUUGCCUGCGUUGUUUGCUGCUGCGACUGGCUGGAUCGAUUCCAAUUAAGACGGACUGCCGCCGCCGCCACCGACGACGACGAUGGCCGCAAGCACGGCGCGGUGGCAGCUGCUGGCCGGGCAGGUGAAGCGGCAGGCGUCGGGUUUCCUGCUGGACAAGUACAAGCAGGCGAGGCUGGCGCUGGGCGACGUGACGCCGGCAGAGCUGCUGGUCCAGGAGGCGACCAACAACGAGGCGUGCGUGCCGGACGCCAAGACGCUGGCGUGCAUCGCGGACGCCGCCUUCGACAUGGACGACAUGUGGAGGAUCGCCAAGGUGCUGCACCAGAGGCUGAGCCGCGCCGCCGACUGGAAGGAGUGGCGCCCCGUGUACAAGGCGCUGGUGGUGCUCGAGUUCCUGCUGACCCACGGCCCCGAGGACCUGCCGCGCGAGUUCCUGCCCGACAUGCCCGCCAUGCACGACCUCCGCAGCUUCAACUACGUCGACGACAAGGGCUUCAACUGGGGCGCCUGCAUGCAGCGCCGGACCGACAGCGUCCUGUCGCUGCUCACGGACGCCGACCGCCUCAGGGAGGCGCGCCGCAGGGCCAUCAGGGUCUCCUCCCACGAGGUGCACGGCUUCGGCUUCGGCAGCCCGACGUCGUCGUCGUCCCCGUCCUCGGCGUCGUCCUCCGCCUCCUCCAGGACCUCGCGCACCUGGUCCUUCGGCGGCUCCUCCCACUACUCCGACAGCCCCACCAUGUGCCUCACCUGCGCCUCCGACGCCGACUACCGCCACGACAAGAAGUGCGACGCCUACACCGCCGACGACGACUGCUGGGCCUCGUCGAAUUACAGGAGCGGCAGGCAGUGGGCGGCCACGGUGGACGAAGGCGACGGCGAGGACCAGCACCAGGGGCUCAUGGACGACGCCUGGGACGCCCACCUGGCGGCGGAGGACAGCACCAGCACAUGGUCCGCCAGGUUGCUCGGCUCCUUGUCCUUGACCCCCAGCAGGGCGUCAGGCUUCCAGAGCCUGUCGCAACCGGAGCAGCGGAGGACAACCAAGAAGCUGCAGCGCCAGCUUUCCGCCGACUGACAAUUCACGUCCUUGAUUGCUCGGGCGACGGCUACUGUACUAGUAAUCUCUCUUCUUCUCCUCUAGAUUAAUUAUUAUUAAAUUAAAUUGACCGGACGAUUACUGUAAUUUCUAUCUUCUUUUUUUCCUUCUCUCUCUAGCUCCAUUAAGUUGCCUCUCGUCCUUUAUUUUUGCUACUUAUGAUAAACACGGAUGAAAAACCGGUGGAGAUUUUCUCGCAAAUAUCCAGAAA